AUGGAGGCACUUGCCGCCGUCAGCCUCGCUGGAAACAUCUUACAAUUUGUCCACACGGCGAAACAGUUGGUGUCAGUAAGCCGAGAAAUACUUGACUUUGGAGCGAAGAGCGAGUAUAUCGAAUUGCAAGUAAUCUGCAAAGAUUUGCAAGCUCGAGCAGACCGUAUCAGAGUACCCAAGAAUGCCGAGGCUGUCGCGCUGGACGCUAAUGAUGAAUCUAUGGUGGGGCUGGCUGUACAAUGCAAAUAUCUCACAGAGCGGCUCCUCGGCGUCUUGGAAAAACUGGGAUCCAAAGAUGGAAACAAUAAGUGGAAGACCUUUCUUCAGGCACUGAAAACACAAUGGCAUGACAGUGAGAUUGAAGACCUACGUAAGAGACUGGACCGUAUUGGGCAGGCAGUGCAGGCGCGUCUAGCACGAGACGAAUACGAUUCCAUCAAGCAGCGCCUUGAUGCGCUCCUUGUAAGCAAUGAGCAGAUGGAGAUUACAAGAGCGCGGGAUAUUAUAGCCUUGCAAGUCAAUUUCAAGAGGGCUUUAAGUCAAACCGACGAAGAGACAUCGGCGGAAUCGUUCUGUCAGAUCGCGUCAGAAGGCUUGAAUUACACCGCGGAACAGAUUAUACUCACCAAGGUACGAUUUCCUCGAUUAGAAGAUCGCUACUCUUCCAUCUCCGCCGCUCACCGCAAAACCUUGGCAUGGUUGUUUGGCACCGGCAAUACGCAGGGACGACAAGUCUCAGCUGCAACAUUCGUUGAAUGGUUACGGUCCGGUGAUAAAAUUUACUGGAUUUCUGGACGUCCUGGCUCUGGGAAGUCCACUCUCAUGAAGUUCUUAUGCACUCAUCCGGAGACGACAGAGCACCUGGAGGCUUGGGCUAAAGGAGACGAAGUCAUCAUCGCGGAGUAUUUUUUCUGGAAUGCAGGGAAAAACCGUCUUCAGAAAUCGCAAGAGGGUUUGUUGCGUUCGAUCAUAUACCAGAUCCUACGCCAACGUCCAGAAUAUAUACGCCUAGUGUUUCCAGGGGUAUGGAGUGUGUACGACACGGAUAAUACUAGACCCUCCGCUUCUGAGGGUUCGGGCGUGGACCCCGAGUUACCUGUAGAUGAGGAAGGAUGGUUCAACGCACUAAAGUGUACAUGCAAGCUCUUGACCCAGUCAGGUAAACGGCUCUUCCUAUUCAUCGAUGGCUUGGAUGAAUUCGAAGGCAACAAACUUGACAUUAUUAGCCUAAUUCAAGAUUUGAGGUCCCUUGACCUUGUGAAGCUUUGCGUUUCCAGUCGCCAAUGGAAUGAAUUUGAGGACGCAUAUGGUCGAAAAGGCACAUCGAAACUUUACAUGCAAGACUUCAACGAUGAAGAUAUCAGCUCUUAUAUAGACGAUACAUUCUCUCAUGACGAGAACUAUAAAGAGCUGGAGGACACAGAGACGCGUGGACGAGCUCUGGUUGAAGAGAUAGUUUCCAGGUCGAAUGGUGUCUUCCUAUGGGUAAUCCUAGUGGUCCGCUCCUUCCAAGAGGGCCUCAGGGAAGGAGACAGCAUCACGCGUUUACAGAAACGGCUUCAAGAACUGCCGACAGAACUGGAAGAGUAUUUUGAGAGAAUCUUGUUCCACGACGUAAAACAAGCCUAUCGUGACCAGGCCGCACAGAUGUUCUUCAUUACCCUGGAGGCAAAGGAAAACCUUCCUCUCAUGGCAUAUUGGUUCUUGGACGAGCCAGAACUCCCGGCUGAACGUCGACCGCUAAAAAUGCAGCAAACGGCCAAGCGCCAUAAAGACGCGAAAAAAAGACUGAUUGCCAGUUGCAAGGGACUUUUGGAGCCUCAUUUUCCACAGACGAGCAGUCAACAGGGCUCGCUACCCUCAGCUGUCUUGUUUGAGUACAAGGUGGAUUUUCUGCAUCGCACCGUACGAGACUACCUGGCUCUACCUACUACAAACAUCCGGAACUGGGCGCCUAAGGAUUUCGACCCACAUGAGGCCAUUUGCAAAGUCCUCUUCGCACAGGUCAAAACAGCCCCUCAGGGUCCCGAAUAUGGACCUCAAGUUUCGGCUCUAUGCAGAAUAUUCGAUCACCACGCCAGAGCUGUACUCAGCUCAGAGAAAAGAUGUGAUUUGGUACUAGAACUAUCGACUGAACUUCACACAAUCGAAGAUUCGUAUAGCUCGAAUAUUCCCGCGUCGUCAAAUGCUCGGACUGACGAACACAAACCGGUUGUGGUGGGGAUAACUGCCGGCAAACAGAAGAUACCUAUGAUAGUGGAGCCUACUAACGUCAAAGUCUCACCUGUGCGUCCAUCAUCAUUGAAGCGUUUGGCUUCUAAGCUGAGCCGCAAGAAGUCGAAAUCUGGAACGGAUCUUUGA
Molecule: messenger RNA, 2361 nt
Organism: Didymosphaeria variabile
Lineage: Eukaryota; Fungi; Ascomycota; Dothideomycetes; Pleosporales; Didymosphaeriaceae
Exons: 1
Coding region: 1-2361 (786 amino acids)
Source: RefSeq, a predicted model, not a curated record